This is a messenger RNA of Effrenium voratum, 1806 nucleotides long. NCBI's taxonomy places the organism in Eukaryota, Dinophyceae, Suessiales, Symbiodiniaceae. The record is from the annotation of a GenBank genome assembly.
AUGUCCAUUGAGCGGACGGUGGUGAUCUCGCCAAGGCGCUUGCAAACGUGCUGGGAACAGCCUCAGUUCUUCUCCAGUCCGCUUGCGAGGACAGGCGUGGCCGAAGGCGCUGGCGAAGCCUUGGACAAGAUCCCCUCAACUGAGAUGGAUGUGAGCCACAGGCGUCUGGAGACGCUGGCGGAAGCUUUUUGCAAGAGCUCCAUGGUGAAUCUGGAGUUUGCGGAUGACAAGCAGAGUCUUACUGGAAACAUCCAGGCAGUGGGCAAUGCCCUGACCACCAUGAAGGGCGCCAGCAGCUUCCUACAGGUGCCGGUGGUGCAAGCUGUGACCCCGGUGCUCCAGCAGCUUGUCACCAAGAAUUUCGACAAGAUGAGCGCCGCAGACCGCAGCACCAUCCAGGCCUUCCUUCAGCAGAGGGGAGAUGGCGAUGCUGUUCUGGGCGUGCUUGACGCUCUCAACGACGACUUCGGCGCAGAGCUGAAGACCUUGGCCUCAGAUGAGGACACUCACAAGAAGCAGUACGAGGAGUUGGCCGCGGCAAAGCAGGAGGAGAUUGUCGCUGGCGAGAAGCAGGUCGAAAGCAAGAAAGAGGAGAAAGCUGCAUCGGAGGAGGAGCGUGCUCACAAAAAGCAGGAGGUCAAGGACCUGAUGGCCGCCAGCGGGCAGGAUUUGGAGUUUGCCGAGGAGGUGAAGACCCGCUGCGCUGAAAUGGAAACGCAGCACGCCGAGCGCUCCAAGACCCGGGCGGACGAGACAGCUGCCGUGGCCAAGGCUAUCGAGAUCCUCAACGCCGACGAGGCCCAUGAGAACUUUGCCAAGACCUUUGCCCCAUCCUUUUUGCAGGAGUCGGCGGACGUGGUCCAGCGGCGCUCUAGCGCGGCGGCGGCAAUGGCGCAGGCGGCCCAGCGGGACGCGCGGCUGGCGGCGCUGGCGGUGCAGGUGAAGAUCGACAACUUCGUGAAGGUGAAGAAGGCCAUCGACGAGAUGUCCUUCGCCUUGAAGAAGGAGCAGCAGGACGAAGUGAAGCAGAAGGACUUUUGUGUUGAGUCCCUGCAGAAGAAUACCGUGGAGACAGAGGACAAGACACGUGCCAAGGACGCGCUUGUGGCCAAGGAGGGAACCUCCACUCUCGAGAUUGAGAAGUUGGGCAAGGAGGCAGAGGCUUUGAAGGCCUCCAUCGAGGACCUGAAGAAGCAGAUGCAGCUGGCCAGCCAGAACCGCGAAGCCGAGAACAAGGAGUUCCAGGGCCUCGUGAAGGAGCAGAAGGAGUCGCAGCGGCUCCUGAAGGAGGCCCUCGGUGUGCUGGGCAAGUUCUACAACGAGAAAGGAGGGGCUAUGAUCCAAGUCCACAAGCAGACGGCAGCUGAUGCUCCUGAGGGCUUCAAGGACUACAAGACCAGCGGCAAGAGCUUCGGCGUCAUGAGCCUUCUGCAGCAGCUCAUCUCUGAUGCGGAAGCCAUGGAGGCGGAGGCUACACGCGGCGAGCAGAGCUCUCAGAAGGCGUAUGAGAAGUUCGCCACGGACACUGCCUCAUCCCUGAAGGCCAAGGAGGAGGCCCUGGCAGACAAGAAGUUUGAGAAGGCUGGCACUGAGAAGACCCAUGUGCAGACAAAGGAGAGCCGCGAGGGUGUGGAGUCGGAGCUCGAGGGCCUGGCCACCACCAAGACCCAACUCCACGAAAGCUGCGACUGGCUCAUGCAAAACUUUGAUGCCCGACAGGCGGCUAGGGAAGAGGAGAUUGAGUCCAUCAUCAAGGCAAAAGCCAUUCUCUCAGGUGCUAGCUUUGCGGAGCUCCAGCUUGACUGA